Molecule: messenger RNA, 573 nt
Organism: Cooperia oncophora
Lineage: Eukaryota; Metazoa; Nematoda; Chromadorea; Rhabditida; Trichostrongylidae
Source: the annotation of a GenBank genome assembly
UUGAUUUCAGAUAGACAUGGAGAAAUUAUAAAACAGAAAGAACAGGUAGAUAUUACGAAUCUUAACUCAUUCAGCGAAGACGAAGAGAACACAGUGGUCCCAGCUCAUGAAGAUAGACAUGGAGAAAUUAUAAAACAGAAAGAACAGGUAGAUAUUACGAAUCUUAACUCAUUCAGCGAAGACGAAGAGAACACAGUGGUCCCAGCUCAUGAAGGUGUAACGUCGAAAUGUGAAGGACGUCUGGAAUUCCAAACGUUGCCUGUCGGAAGUCUCCCUCCAUUAAAUGUCACCAACGAUGUUCCUGCACGAACUCCUGCAGACUGCGCCAAGAAAUGCUUUGAAUCCAGAGGAUGUUCUCUUGCUGGUUUCAUUGGUAGCCCAUCCGGGAACAUUUCACGAGGCGUUUGCCUCUUGACCUCUGAUGGAACGUGUACGUAUAAUAUUCAAAAUGUGACACCGGAUCGGGUUCUGCCAGACUUUAAUCACGUCGAAAGUGUUUCUUCAAUAGGCGAAUGCGCUCGAGCUUGUUAUGCAAGGCGGUGUACCAUGGCACAAUACAACAGUCAACAGCAC